Molecule: messenger RNA, 1907 nt
Organism: Scomber scombrus (Atlantic mackerel)
Lineage: Eukaryota; Metazoa; Chordata; Actinopteri; Scombriformes; Scombridae
Gene: asb10
Product: ankyrin repeat and SOCS box containing 10
Exons: 5
Coding region: 1-1362 (453 amino acids)
Biological process (GO): negative regulation of delayed rectifier potassium channel activity; intracellular signal transduction; neuronal action potential
Cellular component (GO): axon initial segment; synapse; membrane
Molecular function (GO): transmembrane transporter binding
Source: RefSeq, a predicted model, not a curated record
AUGGCUUAUGUAGCACCAAAGGUGAAGUGGCACAAACCAAAGGCGUACCGCAACGAUGUGAUCGCCACAGCCAAGGCCACAGGUUGUAUUUUGCAGUACUGGAACUCUCUGCUUGUGGGUGAUGAGCUGACAGUACUCAGCAUUGUGGACGACAACGAAUAUGUCUACCUUGUUGAUGCCAUUUUUGACACCAGCAACAUAGAUGAGUGGAAGAACUUCAGAUUUAAUUACAGGGGCUUAAUCUUGAGCUCAGAGUUGACUUUAUGCCAAUUAUACUCCCUGCUGGCAGGACUAUGGUCACUAACUUAUGAGCAGGAGCUGACCACACCACUUCACAUCACAGCUAGCCGAGGCUUCACAGACUGCCUGAGACUCCUGCUGCAACGUGGGGCCGAUGUAAAGCUGGCACCUGGUGGCACCACUGCCCUGCAUGAGUCCUGUGAAAACUGCCACCCAGAGUGUACCAAACUACUGCUAAUGCACGGUGCCAACCCCAGUGCUGUCUCAGAAGAAGGUCUAAUGCCUUUGCAUGUGUGUUCAAGUCCUGAAUCCCUGGAAUGUGCCAAGUAUCUACUGCAGUAUGGUGCAGCAAUCAAUGGUUGCACUGUAGAUGAAGAAGACACCCCCUUACAUACAGCAGCCAGGUGUGGCCUCCUAGAACACAUCGAGCUCUACCUGAGCUACGGAGCUGCUGUGAACAGAAAGAAUCAGAUAGGCCUUACACCCCUGAACACUGCUUGUUCUCAGCGCCAGGAGGUGCAGGACCUCGAACGUUACUUCAAGUUGUGCCAGAUGCUGCUGGGGGCAGGUUCUGACAUCCACACUAUGGACCAGGACAGACACACUCCUUUGCACAUGGCCUGCAAGAAUGCAAAUCCAGACAUAGUAGAUAUGCUGCUGGCUAAUGGAGCCUAUGUUAACGACAUGGACUAUGGAGGUGAAGCCCCCAUGCACAACAUCCUGAAGGAGGUGUGCUUCAAGGUUUCCCAUCACCCUGAGAGGAUUGUCCGCAGUCUGCUCAACUAUGGUUCCAUUCGGGUGUGGCCUGGGGCUUUGCCCAAGGUUCUGGCGCAUUGCUGCGUAUCUCCAGACACCAUUGAGGUCCUUCUGAACGUCUACAGUCACCUGAAAGUCAAUGACACCUGGGUUGAGUCCGUGUCCGAGGAGGUGUUUAAGGAAAACAAGGAAUUCUACGAGUCACUCUUCUCCUUGGCACGGACUCCUCGCUCCCUGCAGCACUUGGCACGCUGUAAUCUCAGGACUUUCCUGGAGGGUCGGGUACACAAGGUGGUCCCAAAGCUUGAUCUGCCCACAUUCAUCAAAAACUACCUGCUGCUGGAAUGCAGAGGCUACGUCCACUGAAAGCACUUUAUGCAGUAGUUAGUUAGACCUGAUGAUGAUUGAGUGCUGCUACAUGUGAGGAGGGAUUGGUAGUGGCAAAUAAUAACACUGAAGAUCACAAUAGAAAUGUAACAGACUGAAUAUGCUUAAAGCCUUUUGUUGCCUUUCAGGAGGAAAAAUGCCACCUUUUGUUGUCCUGUCACUUUUAUUUCAGAUCAAUCCUUCAGCCCAGGACAUGUUUGAUUUUGCAACACAAGAGGGAGCUAUACACCAGAGUUGAUCAAGUCUAUAGUGGGUAUGAACUUGUAAGUUUUAUAUUUUAUUUAUGAUAGGGUUUUUUUUGUUUUGUUUUUUACUUCUGCACUUGAUAGUAAAUAAAGAAGCUUAGUUGCUUUGUAUUUUUAUACAUACUUCUCACAGUUUGCUGUGAAUGCUCAUAGUGAUGUUUUACAUUGAGAAUUGCUAUAAAGACUAUUUGCAUAAAUUAUUAUUCCCGCCCAUAUUAUUGUAACCUUUUGUACUCACAAUAGGGUUAAUAUCAAAUAAACUUUACUACUCUGAACAUA